UUUUUACACAUGACAGAUUAUAUAUGGGAGAGGCUGGCAGCAGCGUAUUGUUGAGAAUACUGCUGUGAUAUUUACAAGGUCAACAACUGGGACAUUGCAGGAAGUGAGCACAUUACCAUUAGAUAGCUGUCCAGUACAGAUCUUAUCUGUCAAACAUGAAAAGGGUACAGGCUACUGCAUAUACGUUGCUCUGGAACAUGGCAGUUUGCUGCAGUUUCAGACUUUGACAAGACAUAAAGGUGGUGAGAAGUCUAAUUCAAGACAGACCGUGAAACAAAUCCCUGGUUACACUGAUCCAACUGUUUGUAUUUUGAGAUCUCGUGCAGUUUAUUGUAUGGCAUAUUCUGAACAGAAUAAAGAAAUAUGGGUGAGUGGAAAUGGAAGCAUUGAUAUAGUGAAUUGCAAGGAUUUCAAAGUGGACACCGAUAAGAGAAUCAAUCUAAAGAUUUUGUUACGUAUAUGCAAAAUACAUCCGGAUUUGUGCGUUGGACAGAUGACUUGUAUAGGUUCACAGAUGUUUUGUAUGCUGUCAUACUCGCCAUUUGUGUUAGAGUUUGAUGCAGGCACAUAUGAGUGCAAAAGUAUUUUAAGUUUGGAGGAAUACUCGUUGGUUUGGAAGCUGGUCUCGAGAGACUUCCCAGAAUCCGAUCACGAUGCGUAUCAUGGUGUGGCAACAGCAGGAUGGUCUGGUUCAAUGAACACAGAAAAGUCAGAUGAUGAUAAUUCAGACAAUGAGUCUGAGGAUGAAACAUUCGAGAGUACAAACUUUGAUGACACUGCAACUUUCUGGAAGGAUAAAGACAAACAGAGAGCAAAGUCACAGCCUAUUAACCCAGACCAUGAAUCUAUUGAUGACUCCUUUGGUGAACCGCCUUUAAUACCAAGAAGAACAAAUGCCUCUAGAAAAGCUUGCAAACUUCUCGGAAUUCAUUGUGAUGAUAAUGUGACGAAAUCAUGUAUUGAAAACCAAGUUGUGCCCCCAAGGCCGCCCCGACCAAUAACAGAUUUUGUAACGAAGCCAAGACGAGACAAACCACCUCCAAUUCCUCCCAAAGGUGCAUCUGUCAGUAGUUAUUGUAACAAAGGAGAAAAGUCUAAAGUAUGUAAAAAAAGUUCUUUUUCGUUACCUAAUCUGCCUAAACACACUGGAUAUAAUAUUGAACUUACUUCCAUAUUAAUAGUAAAGAAUAGUCUGUGGAUAGGACGAAGCUCUGGUGAUAUUUGUAUAGUUAACAUUCACAGGGCAAAAUCAGGAGUUGUUGAUCGGUUCGGAAAAUGUGUCGCAAGUAUGUUUGAUUUAAACAUAAAACAAAAGAAAAUCCACUCUGUGAAAGACUUACAACUUGUUAAAGCUGGGAAACAUGUUGCGUCUGCUUACACUAUAAAUGAUGAGAAUGGGUUUUCAGACAUUGAAAUUGCAUUCUGGGAAAGCUAUGGAGUGGAGGAUGUGGAGAGAAUCGAAAAGUAUUGGGGACAUAUACUUAGUGUAGAAAAAGAGCUGCUUGAAAAUAAUAAAGAAGCAAAGCCAGUGUCACAGGACAUUGGGGAGUUUUAAAAAAGUAUUAGUGUUAAGAUUAAGAUAACAAAAGAGAAUUAUCAUUGUCAUGCUUAACACUCAUUCUUGUACAUAGUCAACUGUGCAGCUCACAGUGCUGUCUUAACUUGUUGAUCUUAUUUUAAUACCGGUAGAUACAUUUCUGGUCAUUAAUCUUUCCAAUUUCUUAAAUAUCUAAUAGAAAUUAUUGUGAAUAUGCUAAUUAUUGAGGGGGAAAAAAAACAAUUGUAAGAAAGGUUGAACUAGUUCUUAGAAACUUAGUUUCAGACUUAUGACAUACAUGUAUGUACAUAAUGAUAAAUUGACAUGUUAGAGUUACAGUCAAACUUGUAUUAAGCAACCGCGCAAGGGAAACACCCAAAACGGUUGCUUAAUGAAACAGUCUCUUAACCCAUUGCUUCAU
This is a messenger RNA of Ruditapes philippinarum (Manila clam), 1958 nucleotides long. RefSeq lists its product as uncharacterized. NCBI's taxonomy places the organism in Eukaryota, Metazoa, Mollusca, Bivalvia, Venerida, Veneridae. The record is from RefSeq and is a predicted model, not a curated record. The transcript has 3 exons. The coding region runs from base 335 to 1555 and encodes 406 amino acids.